Messenger RNA from Dryobates pubescens (Downy woodpecker), 1081 nucleotides. RefSeq lists its product as uncharacterized. Lineage: Eukaryota; Metazoa; Chordata; Aves; Piciformes; Picidae. The record is from RefSeq and is a predicted model, not a curated record. Bases 24 to 698 code for a protein of 224 amino acids. The transcript is spliced from 6 exons.
AGAACUUCUUGAGUGCUUCCACAAUGCUGCUCCGCUCAGGCCGCGAAAAGCCUUCUAAAGUGUCUCUCCGUGAAAGGCGGUCUGUUAAAAAAGGAUCCCGGCUAGGACUGGGGAGAACAGCUUCUCAAAAGCCAGGUUUCUGCACACAGUCGUGCUCUGGCACUGGACUGCUUCGGAGAGCUUCCUCCCUCUGUGAGAAUACUCAUUUGCCAGCAUUUAGUCUGCGAGAAACACUGAAAUGCUAUAUACUGACUGAAGAUUCAAAAACAGUGCAUUUUGACAUAGAUGAAGAUGGUCACCAUGAAAUAUCAACAAGGGAUUCACAAUCUCAUGAAGAGUCUAAUAAUUUGGUGAUCCUCACACAGAGAUCAAAGCUUAACAAAUUUGUCCUAUUGUGCAAGGGUAAGAAGCAUCUUUCUCUGAAGGUUUUAAAAGCAUCCUGUUCAAAGCCAUAUUGUCCCUCAGUGGAAAGAUGCAACAGGAAAACAUGCAACCAUGAAGAUCCUGACUUCAAACAGCUGAGUGAAGAAAGCCACUUCUUCAUCAUGCAUUACCUAGGAGAUUCUGUGCAGUUCCAGUGCUAUGAAGAUACAAGUUAUUACCUGUGUGUGAACGAUGACUCACUUGAUAUUUGCAAGGUGGAAAACGAAGAACCCAAUCAGGACAAAAAUUUUUACUUCAAGGUGUCAUAUUUAUAGGAAACAUAACUUCCCUGCCUUUCAGUGGCCUAAGUUUCUAUACAACUCUUACUAUAAGCUAACAGAAGACAAGGAAGGUUGAGAUCAACUUAUUUCCAUUUUGGCUUAAUUUUACCUUUUUUUGCUUGGUUGGUUUCUUCUGGGUUUGUUUGUCUGUUUGUAAUUUCUUUAGUCACCAUUUUGCAUAAGUAACUUCCUUUAGUGUCUGUGCUUUCAAUAUGAAAAGAGAAAGGCUAAGUUUGAAAAAUAUACAAACUGAUCAGUCUUAUUGUGCCUUUCCUGCACAAUUAUGUUUUUUAAGGAGCUGAAUUCUUCUGGACAGGAUCAAAAACACAGGGGAUAUUUCAAACAUAGGGGGAGAAAAAGAAUCUUACAUGGGUAUG